AUGGCCUGGCUGGGGAAUGCCAGGCAGGACACCCUGGAUGCAGGUGGGGACCAUCCCGACCCCGGCCCUGCAGUGGGAAACACCAGCGCGGAGCCCCCCGGCACGACCCCCCCCGAGUGGGGCUGCGCCUGGAGCCCCCCCGAGGAGCCCCUGCGGCUGCCCACCUUCUCCCCGGCCGCCCAGGUGCGCGUGGCCGUCACCUUCGCCCUGUUCGCCCUCUCGGCCGGCUGCAACCUGGCGGUGCUGCGGGCGGUGGGGGGCCGGGGCGGCGGCCGGCGCCCCCACAUCCGCCUGCUGCUGCGGCACCUGGCCGCCGCCGACCUGCUGCUCACCGUGGUGGUGAUGCCGCUGGACGCCGUCUGGAACAUCACGCUGCAGUGGCGGGCGGGCGACCUGGCCUGCCGCCUGCUCAUGUACCUGCGCCUGCUGGCCAUGUACGCCUCGGCCUUCGUCACCGUGGUCAUCAGCCUGGACCGGCAGGCCGCCAUCCUGCGCCCGCUGGCCAUCGCCCGCGCCCGCGCCCGCAACCGCGCCAUGCUGCAUGCGGCCUGGCUGCUCAGCGCGGGGCUGGCCGUGCCACAGCUGUUCGUGUUCCACACCAUCACCCUGAGCCCCCCGCACAACUUCACCCAGUGCACCACGCGCGGCAGCUUCCCCCGGGCCUGGCACGAGACCCUCUACAACAUGGUGGGCUUUGCCUGCCUCUUCCUGCUGCCUCUGCUCAUCAUGGUCUGCUGCUACGCCCGCAUCCUGCUGGAGAUCUCCCGCCGCAUGGGCUCGGGCCUCUUCUCCUCGCAGGACGCGUCGCUGCGGUGCUCCAGGAACAACAUCCCGCGGGCCCGGCUGCGGAUGCUGCGGAUGAGCCUGGUCAUCGUCUCCUCCUUCAUCCUCUGCUGGACCCCCUACUACCUGCUGGGGCUCUGGCACUGGUUCUGCCCCCGUGCCAUGGAGAAGAGGAUCUCGCCGGCCCUCACCCACAUUCUCUUCAUCUUUGGCCUGUUCAACGCGUGCCUGGACCCCAUCACCUACGGGCUCUUCACCAUCCCCCUCCGGGGGGGCUGGGGGUGCCCUUGCAGGCACGGCCCCCUGGCCCAGCCCCCCUCCCCAGCCACGGGCUCCUUCCGCUGCUCAGCCUCCUCCCUGCCGCCCCAGCGGGGAGCCCAGGGGCUGCGCAGGUCCCGAGGGGCUGCCAGGGACCCCUCCUGUCACAGCAGCUCCCUGUGA
Onychostruthus taczanowskii (white-rumped snowfinch) is the source of this 1224-nucleotide messenger RNA. RefSeq names its product gonadotropin-releasing hormone II receptor-like. The transcript is spliced from 4 exons. Bases 1 to 1224 code for a protein of 407 amino acids. The record is from RefSeq and is a predicted model, not a curated record. Gene Ontology annotation, cellular component: membrane. NCBI's taxonomy places the organism in Eukaryota, Metazoa, Chordata, Aves, Passeriformes, Passeridae. Gene Ontology annotation, biological process: G protein-coupled receptor signaling pathway. Gene Ontology annotation, molecular function: peptide binding; gonadotropin-releasing hormone receptor activity.